Molecule: messenger RNA, 1053 nt
Organism: Aspergillus affinis
Lineage: Eukaryota; Fungi; Ascomycota; Eurotiomycetes; Eurotiales; Aspergillaceae
Product: adenosine kinase
Exons: 6
Coding region: 1-1053 (350 amino acids)
Biological process (GO): purine ribonucleoside salvage
Cellular component (GO): cytosol; nucleus
Molecular function (GO): adenosine kinase activity
Source: RefSeq, a predicted model, not a curated record
AUGGCUGCUCCCCAAGGAUAUCCCCUCCUCUGUCUCGAGAACCCCCUCCUUGAUAUCCAGGCUGUUGGUGAUGCCGCCCUCCUGCAGAAGUAUGGCCUGAAGGACAACGAUGCCAUCCUGGCCGAAGACCAGCACAUGGGUCUCUACGAGGAAUUGCUCCAGAACCAUGACGCCAAGCUGAUUGCCGGUGGUGCUGCUCAGAAUACUGCCCGUGGUGCCCAGUACAUUCUCCCCGAGAACUCGACUCUCUACAUUGGCUGUGUCGGCAAGGAUAAGUAUGCCGACAUCCUCAAGGAGACUUGCACCAAGGCUGGUGUCCACACCGAGUACCGUGUCGAUGAUGUCCAGCCCACUGGCAAGUGCGGUGUCAUCAUUACCGGCCACAACCGUAGCAUGUGCACCCACCUUGCUGCCGCCAACGAGUACAAGAUUGAGCAUCUUCAGCAGCCUCACAUCUGGUCCCUUGUCGAGAAGGCCCAGGUCUACUACGUCGGCGGUUACCACCUGACCGUGUCUGUUCCUGCCAUCCAGGCUCUCGGUGAAGAGGCCGCGGCCAAGAACAAGAUCUUCAUGCUGUCUCUUUCCGCCCCCUUCAUUCCCCAGUUCUUCAAGGAACAGCUCGACACCGUCCUUCCCUACACCGACUACACUUUCUGCAACGAGACUGAGGCUCGUGCUUACGCUGAGAGCCACUCGUGGGGUACCGAGGAUGUGGUUGAGAUCGCCAAGAAGCUGGCUCAGCUGCCUAAGAAGAACACCAACCGUCCCAGAACGGCCAUCGUGACCCAGGGCACUCUCCCCACCGUCACUGCUACCGCCAAGGCCAACGGCGAGGUCGAGGUCAAGGAAUUCAGUGUGCACGAGAUUGCCAAGGAGAGCAUCAACGACACCAACGGUGCCGGUGACGCUUUUGCCGGUGGUUUCUCUGCCGGUGUUGUCCAGGGCAAGUCUCUCGCCGAGAGCGUGGACCUGGGCCAGUGGCUCGCACGUCUGAGCAUCCAGGAGCUGGGUCCUUCCUUCCCCUUCCCCAAGCAGACCUACACUCGCUCAUAA